GGGCCCCAGCAAAUAAUCACAUCUUCCAAUCACGGGUCGGGAGCACGAGACCUCCCCUCGCUGUCUCAAUUAACCUCCCCGCCAUCGAUAGCGCCUUUGAAUUCUUCGCCCCUGAAUCUUUUGUACCUUCGCCAUAAUACAGAAUCCGCCUUUCCACAUUGCGCUCUAUUUCUUUCCAAAAUUUUAUCUCCAUUCGCACAUUGCGCUAGCAGCCUAGACGUGUGCAAUUGCCUAAAUCUUGAAUUCAGGACAUCGUCACUGUUAUAGAGGCGGUGCCUCUCAAGCAGUUGUGGACUAAUUUAAUAGUACAAGAUUAUCCCGACACCCAAACCAACUCAACUCGCGCCCAUACCCCUUUUUCCACCUCCGCUCCACUCAACUCCAACAUGGGCUCGACAGAGACUAAGGCGGCCACGCCAGAAUUCCGAUACAUUCCCCUAUCAUACAACCAUGCCGACUCCCAGUCAUCUGCUCUCAGACUAAUCCUGACCCUCAACCCCGACUGGGAGGGUCCUGGCAACAACAUUGAGUUCGUGCGAUUCACCGACGGCAUCACCAACACCCUCCUGAAAAUUAUCAACUUGAGACCCGGCCUGACGGAGGAACAAAUAGACAAUGAGGCAGUACUGAUGAGGGCGUACGGAAAUGGCACAGAGAUCCUCAUAGAUCGCGAAAGAGAAACCAACUCCCACGCACUUUUGGCCAGCCGCGGCCUAGCCCCGCCCCUCCUCGCUCGAUUCAAGAACGGCCUGCUCUACCGCUUCAUCCGAGGCAGGCCCUGCAGCCACCAGGAUCUAGUCUCCCCGCCCAUCUGGCGCGGUGUCGCUCGCCGCCUGGCGCAGUGGCACGCCGGCCUACCUAGUAGCGGAGCCGCAUCUGUCGAGGAUGUCUCUGUGACCAAGAUCGCGGAUGUCCAGGACGAUGAGAUCACCGUAAUUCAGCCUCGGCGCGCGGGCCCAUCUAUGUGGGCUGUGCUGCAGAAGUGGGUGUUGGCUUUGCCAGUCACCACACCCGAGCAGCGCGCUCGUCGGUUGAGUCUGCAAGCAGAGCUGCAGUGGGCUCUGGAUCUUCUGGACGAUGGGAAGGGAAUUGGUGAAGACGGGCUCGUAUUUUCGCACUGCGAUCUCCUCUGUGCCAACGUCAUUGUCCUCCCCAGCGAGAAUGGUGUUACAACCUCUGAAGAUGGUAUCGCGCCUGUCAACUUCAUCGAUUAUGAAUAUGCGGUCCCUGCGCCUGCAGCCUUCGAUAUCUCCAACCACCUUGCUGAGUGGGGUGGCUACGACUGUGAUUACAACAUGAUGCCGACAAAGUCUGUGCGCCGUCAGUUCCUUACUGAUUACACGAAGAGCUACUGUGAACAACGCGGUCUUGACGCUUCAUCUGAAGCUGAGAUUGUCGACCGGCUGUACGAGGAUGUUGACCGUUUCCGUGGCAUCCCCGGUCUCUACUGGGGUGUUUGGGCACUAAUCCAAGCACAAAUCUCGCAGAUCGAUUUCGACUAUGCCAGCUACGCUGAGACCCGUCUUGGCGAGUACUACGCGUGGAAGCGCGAGGUAGACGGAAGCCGCAAACAAGCUGGAGAGGAGAUGCCGCUGCGCGAGUCCCGAUGGGCGUCAGAGGCGUAA
Penicillium crustosum is the source of this 1625-nucleotide messenger RNA. RefSeq names its product putative ethanolamine kinase. Lineage: Eukaryota; Fungi; Ascomycota; Eurotiomycetes; Eurotiales; Aspergillaceae. The coding region runs from base 387 to 1625 and encodes 412 amino acids. Gene Ontology annotation, cellular component: cytoplasm. The transcript is spliced from 5 exons. The record is from RefSeq and is a predicted model, not a curated record. Gene Ontology annotation, biological process: phosphatidylcholine biosynthetic process; phosphatidylethanolamine biosynthetic process. Gene Ontology annotation, molecular function: ethanolamine kinase activity; choline kinase activity.